Ostreococcus tauri is the source of this 801-nucleotide messenger RNA. RefSeq names its product Syntaxin/epimorphin, conserved site. Gene Ontology annotation, cellular component: membrane; endomembrane system; SNARE complex. NCBI's taxonomy places the organism in Eukaryota, Viridiplantae, Chlorophyta, Mamiellophyceae, Mamiellales, Bathycoccaceae. Gene Ontology annotation, biological process: vesicle-mediated transport; vesicle fusion; intracellular protein transport. The coding region runs from base 1 to 801 and encodes 266 amino acids. The transcript has a single exon. The record is from RefSeq and is a predicted model, not a curated record. Gene Ontology annotation, molecular function: SNAP receptor activity; SNARE binding.
AUGCCGCGCUCGUCCGCGUCCGCCGACGAUGACCUCAGCGCCGACGCGCGCGCGGUCUCCUCCCUGGUGUUCCAGAUGACGACGCACGUGAGCGCCUUCAGACGAUCGGUCGACGUCCUCGGCACCGGGAAGGACACGAGAGAAUUGCGAGCGCAGUUGCACGACCAACGCGAGCGACUGGGCGUGAUGGCGCGCGAUGCCUCGCUCGCGGUGAAACGCCUAGCGCAGGCGGUGACGAACGCGAGCGACGUGGACGAGGAGACGCGGGCGGAACACGCGGGGAGACAUCAGAAAUUAGUGAAGGAUUUCCACGGCGUGUUGAAGGAUUUUCAAAAGGCGCAGCGGACGUGCGCGGAGCGAGAGUCGACGUUCUUGCCGCAGAAAGCGAAGGGGCGGGCGAAUUAUGGGACGAUGGACGAUGACGGUGGGGCCGAAGAGGCGGGGCAGGCGUUGUUGCAGGAGCAGAGACAGGAGCAGCAAGAUUUCGCGCAGGUGGACGGCGAGCUCGAGUACAACAACGCCCUGAUCGAGGAGCGCGAGCGAGGAAUCAUGGAGAUUCAGCAGCAGAUUGGGGAGGUGAACGAAAUCUUCCAAGAUCUUGCGGUAUUGGUGAACGAGCAGGGAGCGAUGAUCGAUGACAUCGAGGCGAAUAUUGUCAGCACGGCGGUGCGCACCAAGGACGCGCAAAAGGAGCUCACCAAGGCUGACAAAUCUCAGCGCGCGGCGAGAAACCGUCUGAUUUGCAUCGUUAUCGCCGUCCUGGUAGCCCUCAUCGUUCUCAUCCUGUUCUUGCUUCAGUGA